CAGGUAUGUAUAUAUCAUUGCCUUAAAAUUAUUAUUAUUAUAAAAUUAUUAUACAAUUAUAAUUUUGUUCAUCCCCAUUAACUGCAUUUAAAGUUACAUUCACCAGGAAUUAAAAGUUAUUAUUCCUCUUUUACAGUCAUGGAGACACAGUCUUUACUUCUCUGCCUGGCAGUGUUAACAGUAACUGCCAUAAGGGGAUGUCCUAUAGGGCGUGAAUUUAUAACUGCUUUUAUGACAAAUUACCAAUAUGGCAAAGCCAGUCCGACCCUCUCCAUUACAGCACAGAAUUCCCCAGCAACUGUGAUUGUGGAGAUUAAGGGUCUAGCUUAUAAUGAAAAGGUGACCAUAGCACAAGGUGAGACCAAACGGAUUACCCUCCCAUCAACCACUGAGAUUGAAGGUGAUGGAGUCUUCCGCAAAACUGUUUCAAUCUCCUCUAAUGCUGACAUCACAGUGGUGUCGUCUAACAUAAAGGAAUUCACAGGAGACAGCAGUGUGAUUUUCCCAAUAAAUCAACUUGGCAGAAGUUAUGUAGUUUUUACUCCAAACACAGGUCCAUAUCCGUACAGAAAGGAGGUAGCCAUCAUCAAUGGCAGGGAGAUGAACACAGUUGACAUUUUCCCCAGUUCACAACAAUGGAAAACUAAGACAAAAUCCAUCACUUUGGCCCCCAAUGAGGUUUAUCAGCUUCGCAGUUAUGAAACUUUGUCUGGAACAAAAAUCAUGUCCACACUCCCAGUGGCUGUCCUGGCAGGACACGAGUGUUCCAUGAUCGUGGGCACUUGCGAGCAUGUCUAUGAGCAGCUGAUCCCAACUGAGUCUCUCUCCAAUGAGUAUCUGGUGCCUGCGAUGCAUCAGUCCUACUUCAGCAAAGACACAGCCUAUGUGGUUGCUACAGAGGACAACACUAUUGUGUCCAUUUUCGAUAGGAAUAGGCAUCCUAAAAUAAAAAAGCUUCAUUCUGGAGAAGUUGCCAAUGUUGAUUUAGGAAGAAAUGCAAAAAUCCUUCAAAGUAACAAAAAUAUCAUGGUUAUGUAUUUCAGUAGCAAUCUUCCCAACGAUGAGUUUCUAACAAAUGUCAUACCCACCUCCGAGAUGUCAAAAUCAUGGACCAUUUACUCUCAAGAUGGUUAUGAUAACACGGCUGUAAUUGUUGCUGAGGCAGAGUCAGCCAACACUAUCAGCAAGUCACUGAAGUGGAAAGCAUUUCCUGCAGACAAAAAGUUUGUGUGGGCUAUCAUGUCAAUUGGUUCUCAGAAAGGUCCCAUCACCAUAUCUGGAGAUUCACAAAUGGCUGUUUAUGUUUAUGGUGGAAAACUAAGGUAUGGAUAUGGCACAACAGGAGUGUGUAACACAGGUUCUACAUUAACUCCACCUCCACCAGACCCCUGUGAGGCUGUUAAGUGCCGUCAGCAGGAGGAAUGCAGGAAGGGUGUCUGCGUCCACACUUCCAGUGCCACGUGUCAAGCAGUUGGUGAUCCCCAUUAUAAAACGUUUGAUGGGAAACGGUUUGACUUUCAGGGAACUUGUACCUACAUAAUGGUGAACAAUACAAAGCUUCAAAAGGGCCUCACUCCCUUUACCAUCUUGGCAAAAAAUAACCACAGGGGAAGCAAAAGGGUGGCAUAUGUGAGGACGGUUUCUGUCCUUGUGUACAAUCACACAGUGGUGGCUGGGAGCCAGAGAGGAGUAGUAGAGUUUGAUGGUGAAAACACCUAUUUACCUCUGACUAUAGAUGGUGGAAAAAUAAAAGUUGAGCAGAGGGGAUGGAGUGUUAUUAUAUCAACAGAUUUUGGCUUAGAGGUUAAAUAUGACUGGAAUAUGAUGUUGUACAUCACAGCUCCAAGCAGCUAUUUCCAGACUCUAGGUGGACUUUGUGGAAAUUAUAAUGGUGACCGUAGAGAUGAAUAUACUGAUCCCAAAGGCAUGGUGGUCCCUAGUAUCCUUGAGUUUGCCAAGAGCUGGAAAGCUCCAGAUAAUGACCUAUUUUGCAAUGAUGACUGUAAUGGACAGUGCCCAAGUUGCUCUUUAAGUCUUCAAGAGCAGUACAAAAAAGACACAGACUGUGGUUUCAUGACUAAAACAGAUGGGCCAUUUUCUAAUUGCCACACAACUGUGGAGCCCAACAUGUAUGUAGAUAAUUGUGUCUAUGAUGUCUGUAUUAAUAAUGGGAUCAGAACCUUCCUCUGUAACAAUAUUCAGAGCUACGCUGAUGCAUGCAUGUCAGCUGGAGUCAAGAUCACUGGAAACUGGAGGACACUUUCCAACUGCCCAACGGAGUGUCCAGUCAACAGCCAUUAUGAGCCCUGCGGGACAGCCUGUGCUGCAUCUUGUGCAGAUCGAGAUGCUCCAGACAAGUGCACACUACCAUGUGUAGAGGGCUGCCAGUGCAAUCCAGGUUAUGUCCGGAGUGGAGACGAAUGCAUUCAUGUGAAAAAGUGUGGCUGUUCUUACAAAGGCCGAUAUUAUCCAGCUGAACAGACAUUUUGGAAUGACAAGAAAUGUACAGAGAAAUGUUUGUGCAACCCUCAAACUGGGAAAGUUGAGUGUUCAUUGACAAAAUGUAAGAAGUCCCAAGUAUGUGACACACGGAAUGGAGUGAGAGAUUGUUAUCCACUGUCCUAUAGUACCUGUCAAGGUGCAGGGGAUCCGCACUAUCGCACAUUUGAUGGUAAAACCUUUGACUUCCAAGGCACCUGCACUUAUUAUUUGUCCAAACUACUCAAUAUAUCUGAACUAUCACUCAUACCCUUUGAGGUAUUUGUCAAGAAUGAAAACAGAGGAAGGAACAUGGCAGUUGCUUACACUAAAACGGUAUUGAUAACAGUCUAUGGAUACACAGUUGUCUUAAGUAAGGACAGCCCAGGCAAAGUGAAGGUUAAUGAUCUAUAUGUGAAUUUGCCAUUUGAACAAGAGGAUGGUCGAUUCUCCAUAUUCCGCAGUGGAUACUUUGGUGUGAUAAAAACUGACUUUGAUCUGACACUAAAAUUCAACUGGCACAGCCAUGUAACACUGACUCUCCCCAGCACUUACUACAAUGAAGUAGGAGGGCUUUGUGGAAACUGGAACAACAACCCUAAUGAUGAUUUGCUCACUCCUGACAAAACACUUGCUGCAAACCCAACAGUUUUUGGAACCAGCUGGAAAGUCAAGGAUGACCCUGGAUGCUCAGAUGAAUGUCAGGGCAAAAUGUGUCCUAAAUGUGACACCACUGUGAGAAACAAAGUCACGUUUACAGCGCCCUGCAGCAAGAUCACAGACAAAAGGGGCCCAUUUAAAGGCUGCCAUGAGAAAGUGAAUCCCAGUCAGUUUUAUGAGGAUUGUGUGUUCGAUAUGUGUAUGUAUGGUGGCCAUUUAUCAGCCCUCUGCAAUGCUCUCUCUGCCUACACAGCUGCUUGCCAAGAUGCACUUGCCAAUGUGGAAUCCUGGAGAACUGACAGUUUUUGCCCUGCUUCCUGCAGGAAAAACAGCCACUAUGAGGUUUGUGCGACAGGAUGUUCCCAGACCUGCAGUGGCCUCACUGAGCCUAAGGGCUGUAAAGGGACCCCCUGUGUUGAAGGCUGUACAUGUGAUGAGGGUUUUGUCUUGAGCGAUGGCGAGUGUGUGACUAUGGAGCACUGCGGAUGUACUUACAGUGGCCAGUACUACCAACUGGACGAGGAAUUCUUCCCAGAAGGCAUGUGCAAGCAGAGGUGUGUCUGCAAAGAGAACGGAAGAGUUCAGUGUGACGAUGGAUUCAAGUGCAGACCAAAUGAGAAGUGCCAAGUCCAGAAUGGAGUUCAAGGCUGUUUUCCUGAGGGCAAAGCAGUUUGCUCAGUGUCAGGCUAUGGGCUUUAUCAGUCAUUUGAUGGAAAAUCCUUCAGUGUUGAAGGGGACUGUGAGUAUCGAAUGGUAGAGUCAGUGGAGGAAGAUGAGGAGAUAACCUCUUUCAGUGUGUUAUUAAAACAGCUCUCAUCUUCUGAUGAGGCAGUUAUCACUCGAAGAGUUAAAAUACAAAUAGAUCAAUACACGAUCACUUUGCUGCCUGGCCGUAUCUGGGAAAUUCAGGUGGAUAACGUUAAAACCAAUCUCCCAAUGACUGUGGAUGAAGGACUGGUGCAAGUCUAUCAGAGUGGUGUUAAUAUUGUUGUGGAAACAGAAUUUGGAUUGAAACUGACAUAUGAUACGGUCUCCAUGGCCACAAUUGAAAUCCCAUCCACUUUUAGAAGUGCAGUCAAAGGUCUCUGUGGCAAUUACAAUGGAAACAAGGUGGAUGAUUUUCUUCUGUCAGAUGGUAUUCAGACAUAUUCUGUGGUAGACUUUGCUCAGGGCUGGGCUUCACCAUCAAACGGAAUGAUGUGCCAAACAAGUUGUGACUCCAAGUGCUCAAAUCCUGACAAAGACAGACAAAAAGUGGCAGAGACUUCUUGCGGUAUUAUAACAUUAGAGAAGGGGCCAUUUUCUAAUUGUUAUGAAAAAGUUCCAGCCCAGAAAUUCUUUGAUGAAUGUGUCAAAGAUGUGGCAGCACAACCAAAAGACAAAUCUGUUGUCUGCCGUCACAUACAAAGGUAUGUGGCCAGCUGUCAGGAGACUGGGACAUCAAUCAACAGCUGGAGAAAUAAAACCUUCUGUCCACUCAUGUGUUUUAAGAACAGUCACUAUGAGCUCUGUGCUGACACCUGUUCCUCCACCUGUGCCAGCCUAACACAAUCACAGAGAUGCCCACCGUGUCAUGAAGGAUGUCAGUGUGAUGAUGGCUUUUUGUUUGAUGGAGGUGAAUGCAAGAUGUUGGAAGACUGUGGUUGUCAUGUAGAUGGAAGAAAUUACAAGUCUGGCGAGACAGUGGUUCAAGAAGACUGCGAAGAAAAAUGCCUCUGCAAAGCUGGAGAGUUCUCCUGUGAACCAUUGGAAUGCAAUGAAGAUGAGUUCUGUAGCACAAAAGACGGUGCUGUUGGAUGCUACAGCAAAGCAAAAUACUGUCCAGCCAACAGUCAUUAUGAGCCCUGUAGCUCAGCCUGUGCUGCAACUUGUGCAGAUCGAGAUGCCCCAAACAAGUGCACUUUGCCAUGUGUGGAAGGCUGCCAGUGCAAUGAAGGUUAUGUACAGAGUGGAGACGAAUGUAUUUCUGUGAAAAAGUGUGGCUGCACUUACAAAGGCUGGUAUUAUCCAGCUGAACAGCCAUUUUGGGGUGAUAAACAAUGCACAGAGAAAUGUUUGUGCAACCCUCUAACUGGAAAUGCUGAAUGCACACCAACGAAGUGUAAAAAUACUCUAGUGUGUGGCACAAGGAACGGAGUGAGAGAUUGUUAUCCAUUGUCCUAUGGUACCUGUCAGGGUGCAGGGGAUCCGCACUAUCGUACAUUUGAUGGUAAAACUUUUGACUUUCAAGGUACUUGCACUUACUAUUUGUCCAAACUACUCAAUACGUCUGAUCCAUCACUGAUACCCUUUGAGGUACUUGUCAAGAAUGAAAACAGAGGAAGGAACAUGGCAGUUGCUUACACCAAAACGGUAUCGAUAACAGUCUAUGGAUACACAGUUGUCUUAACUAAGGACAGCCCAGGCAAAGUGAAGGUCAAUGAUCUAUAUGUAAAUUUGCCAUUUGAACAAGAGGAUGGUCGGCUCUCCAUAUUCCGCAGUGGAUAUUUUGGUGUGAUAAAAACCGACUUUGGUCUGACAUUGAAAUUCAACUGGCAAAGCCAUGUAACACUGACUCUCCCCAGCACUUACUACAAUGAAGUGGGAGGACUUUGUGGAAACUGGAACGAAAACAUAAACGAUGAUUUGCUCACUCCUGACAAAACACUUGCUGCAAACCCAACAGUUUUUGGAACCAGUUGGAAAGUCAAGGAUGACCCAGGAUGCUCAGAUGAAUGUCAGGGCAAAAUGUGUCCCAAAUGUGAUGCCAGUGAGAGAAACAGUGUCACAUUUACAAUGCCCUGCAGCAGGAUCACAGACAAAAAGGGCCCAUUUAAAGGCUGCCAUGAGAAAGUGAAUCCCAGUCAGUUUUAUGAGGAUUGUGUGUUCGAUAUGUGUAUGUAUGGUGGCCAUUUAUCAGCCCUCUGCAAUGCUCUCUCUGCCUACACAGCUGCUUGCCAAGAUGCACUUGCUAAUGUGGAAUCCUGGAGAACUGACAGUUUGUGCCCUACAUCUUGCAAGGCAAACAGCCACUAUGAGGUUUGUGCGACAGGAUGUUCCCAGACCUGCAGUGGCCUCACUGAGCCUAAGAGCUGUAAAGGGACCCCCUGUGUUGAAGGCUGUACAUGUGACAAGGGAUUUGUCCUGAGUGAUGGUGAAUGUGUGACUGUGAAGCAGUGCGGAUGUACUUACAGUGGCCAGUACUACCAACUGGGCCAGGAAUUCUUUCCUGAAGGCAUGUGCAAGCAGAGGUGUGUCUGCAAAGAGAACGGAAGAGUUCAGUGUGAAAAUGGAUUCAAGUGUGGACCCAAUGAGAAGUGCCAAGUCCAGAAUGGAGUUCAAGGCUGUUUGCCUGAGGGCAAAGCAGUUUGCUCAGUGUCAGGCUAUGGGCUUUAUCAGUCAUUUGAUGGAAAAUCCUUCAGUGUUGUAGGGGACUGCGAGUAUAGAAUGGCAGAGACAGCUCAGAAAAAGGAUAAGGAGAUGACCUCUUUUAGUGUCUUAGUGAAACAGCUCUCAUCUUCUGAAGAGGCAGUCAUCACUCGAAGAAUUGAAAUUCAAAUAGAUCAAUACACGAUUACUUUGCUGCCGGGCCACAUCUGGGAGACACGGGUAGAUAACAUUAAAACAAAUCUCCCAAUGACCGUGGAUGAAGGACUGGUGCAAGUCUAUCAGAGUGGUGUUAAUAUUGUUGUAGAAACAGACUUUGGAUUGAAACUGACAUAUGAUACGGUCUCCAUGGCCACCAUUGAAAUCCCAUCCACUUUUAAAAGUGCAGUCACAGGUCUCUGUGGUAACUACAAUGGAAACAAUGCAGAUGAUUUUCUUCUGCCAGAUGGUAUUCAGACAUCCUCUGUGGAAGACUUUGCUGAGGUCUGGGUUUCACCAUCAGACAGAAUGAUGUGCCAAAGAGGUUGUGGCUCCAAGUGUUCAAAUCCUGACAAAGACAGACAGACAAAGGCAGAGACUGAUUGCAGUAUUUUAACCUCAGAGAAAGGGCUAUUUUCUAAUUGUUACAAUAAAGUCCCACCCCUGAAAUUCUUUGAUGAAUGUGUCAAAGAUGUGGCAGCACAGCCAAAAGACAUGACGGUUCUCUGUCGUCACAUACAAAGGUAUGUGGCCAGCUGUCAGGAGACUGGGACGUCAAUCAAAAGUUGGAGGAAUAACACCUUCUGUUCACUCAUGUGUUUUAAGAACAGUCACUAUGAGCUCUGUGCUGACACCUGUUCAUCCACCUGUGCCAGCCUGACACAGUCACAGAGAUGCCCACCGUGUCAUGAAGGAUGUCAGUGCGAUGAUGGCUUUCUGUUUGAUGGAGGUGAAUGUAAGACUCUGGAAGACUGUGGUUGUCAUGUAGAUGGACGGUAUUACAAGUCUGGUGAGACAGUGGUUCGGGGAAAGUGUAAAGAGAAAUGCCUCUGCAAAGCAGGAAAAUUCUCCUGUGAAGCCAUGCAAUGUGAUUCAAAUCAGUUCUGUGGCAGAAAGAAUGGCAACACUGGGUGCUACAACAAAGCAACAGAGUGUCCAGCCAACAGUCAUUAUGAGCCCUGCGGGGCAGCCUGUGCUGCAUCUUGUGCCGAUCGGAAUUCCCAAAAUAAGUGCACACUACCAUGUGUGGAGGGCUGCCAGUGCAAUGCAGGUUAUGUCCGGAGUGGAGACGAAUGCAUUUCUGUGCAAAAGUGUGGCUGCACUUACAAAGGCCAGUAUUAUCCAGCUGAAACAACAUUUUGGAAUGACAAAAAAUGCACAGAGAAAUGUUUGUGCAACCCUCAAACUGGGAAAGUUGAAUGCACACUAACAAAAUGUCAGAAGUCCCAAGUGUGUGACACACGGAAUGGAGUAAGAGAUUGUUAUCCACUGUCCUAUAGUACCUGUCAGGGUGCAGGGGAUCCACACUAUCGUACAUUUGAUGGUAAAACAUUUGACUUCCAAGGCACCUGCACUUAUUAUUUGUCCAAACUACUCAAUAUAUCUGACCCAUCACUGGUACCCUUUGAGGUAUUUGUCAAGAAUGAGAAUAGAGGAAGGAACAUGGCAGUUGCUUACACCAAAACAGUAUCAAUAACAGUCUAUGGAUACACAGUUGUCUUAAGUAAGGACAGCCCAGGCAAAGUGAAGGUCAACAAUCUAUAUGUAAAUUUGCCAUUUGAACAAGAGGAUGGUCGGCUCUCCAUAUUCCGCAGUGGAUAUUUUGGAGUGAUAAAAACCGACUUUGGUCUGACAUUGAAAUUCAACUGGCAAAGCCAUGUAACACUGACUCUACCCAGCACUUACUACAAUGAAGUAGGAGGGCUUUGUGGAAACUGGAACAACAACCCUAAUGAUGAUUUGCUCACUCCUGACAAAACACUUGCUGCAAACCCAACAGUUUUUGGAAGCAGUUGGAAAGUCAAGGAUGACCCUGGAUGCUCAGAUGAAUGUCAGGGCAAAAUGUGUCCCAAAUGUGAUGCCAGUGAGAGAAACAGUGUCACAUUUACAAUGCCCUGCAGCAGGAUCACAGACAAAAAGGGCCCAUUUAAAGGCUGCCAUGAGAAAGUGAAUCCCAGUCAGUUUUAUGAGGAUUGUGUGUUCGAUAUGUGUAUGUAUGGUGGCCAUUUAUCAGCCCUCUGCAAUGCUCUCUCUGCCUACACAGCUGCUUGCCAAGAUGCACUUGCUAAUGUGGAAUCCUGGAGAACUGACAGUUUGUGCCCUACAUCUUGCAAGGCAAACAGCCACUAUGAGGUUUGUGCGACAGGAUGUUCCCAGACCUGCAGUGGCCUCACUGAGCCUAAGGGCUGUAAAGGGACCCCCUGUGUUGAAGGCUGUACAUGUGACAAGGGAUUUGUCCUGAGUGAUGGUGAAUGUGUGACUGUGAAGCAGUGUGGAUGUACGUACAGUGGCCAGUACUACCAACUGGGCCAGGAAUUCUUUCCUGAAGGCAUGUGCAAGCAGAGGUGUGUCUGCAAAGAGAACGGAAGAGUUCAGUGUGACGAUGGAUUCAAGUGUGGACCAAAUGAGAAGUGCCAAGUCCAGAAUGGAGUUCAAGGCUGUUUUCCUGAGGGCAAAGCAGUUUGCUCAGUGUCAGGCUAUGGGCUUUAUCAGUCAUUUGAUGGAAAAUCCUUCAGUGUUGUAGGGGACUGUGAGUAUAGAAUGGCAGAGACAGCUCAGAAAAAGGAUAAGGAGAUGACCUCUUUUAGUGUCUUAGUGAAACAGCUGUCAUCUUCUGAAGAGGCAGUCAUCACUCGAAGAAUUGAAAUUCAAAUAGAUCAAUACACGAUUACUUUGCUGCCGGGCAACAUCUGGGAGACACGGGUAGAUAACGUUAAAACCAAUCUCCCAAUGACUGUGGAUGAAGGACUGGUGCAAGUCUAUCAGAGUGGUGUUAAUAUUGUUGUGGAAACAGACUUUGGAUUGAAACUGACAUAUGAUACAGUCUCCAUGGCCACCAUUGAAAUCCCAUCCACUUUUAAAGGUGCAGUCACAGGUCUCUGUGGUAACUACAAUGGAAACAAUGCAGAUGAUUUUCUUCUACCAGAUGGUAUUCAGACAUCCUCCGUGAAAUACUUUGCUGAAGGAUGGAUUUCACCAUCAGACAGAAUGAUGUGCCAAAGAGGUUGUGGCUCCAAGUGUUCAAAUCCUGACAAAGACAGUCAGACAAAGGCAGAGACUGAUUGCAGUAUUUUAACCUCAGAGAAGGGGCCAUUUUCUAAUUGUUACAAUAAAAUCCCACCUCAGACAUUCUUUGAUGAAUGUGUCAAAGAUGUGGCAGCACAGCCAAAAGACAAGAUAGUUAUCUGUCGUCACAUACAAAGGUAUGUGGCCAGCUGUCAGGAGACUGGGACAUCAAUCACCAGCUGGAGAAAUAACACAUUCUGUCCACUCGUAUGUUCUGAGAACAGUCACUAUGAGCUCUGUGCUGACACCUGUUCCUCCACCUGUGCCAGCCUAACACAGUCACAGAGAUGCCCACCGUGUCAUGAAGGAUGUCAAUGUGAUGAUGGCUUUCUCUUUGAUGGAAGUGAAUGUAAGACUCUGGAAGACUGUGGCUGUCAUGUAGAUGGAAGGUAUUACAAGUCUGGUGAGACUGUGGUUAAGGGAGAAUGUAAGGAGAAAUGCAUUUGCAAAGCUGGAGAGUUCUCCUGUGAACCCUUGCAAUGUGAUGUAGAUCAGUAUUGUGGCAAAAAAGAUGGUAUCAUUGGUUGCUACAACAAAGACCUCUGCAGUUACCAUGAGUGCCGUGAGAAAGAGUACUGCAUUGUGAAGAACAAUGAGGCAGUGUGUGUUGCAAAGUCAAAGGCCUCUUGCAUGGCCAUGGGAGAUCCUCAUUACAGAACCUUCGACGGCAACCACUUUUCCUUCCAGGGUACUUGCUCCUAUACUUUAGUUAAAACGUCAGGCAAGGACCCAACACUAACACCUUUCAACAUCGUCAACAAGAAUGAGAUGCUCAAAGACUCCCUUGGUUCUUACAUCAAGUCAGCCAGCAUUAAAGUCAGAGGUCAUGACAUCACUUUCAUCCAAGGCAACCACAAUCGUGUGAUAAUUGAUGGAACAGUUUCAAACCUUCCUGUGAAUCUGAAUUCUGAGGGAAUCAGCAUAACGUUGUCAGGGACUAAUGGGAUCCUACAGACAGACUUUGGCUUGGAGGUCAUGUUUAACUGGGCAGAUAUGCUCAUGGUGAUAUUGUCCAGCAGCUACUAUAAUAACAUAGAGGGAAUGUGUGGGACCUACAGUGAUGACCUGGAGGAUGACUAUGUCACACCUAGUGGUAACAAUAUGUCAGACAUCACAGAAUGGGCAAAGUCUUGGAGCGUGCCUGAGAGCAACAGCAACUGCUGGCACUUUCCUCCUUGCUCAGAAGAGAAGAAGUCACUAUAUCGUGGACAAAGCUACUGUGGCUUGAUAGAGGAUGAAAAGGGCCCUUUUGCCCAGUGCCAUCACAUUAUAUCAAAGCGACGAUUUGCUUCUGAUUGCCUUUUCCAAAUGUGUUUACGUGAUGGAAGCCAAAAGACCUACUGCAAUGCCCUCAGUAAUUACAUGUCAUCCUGUGCGCUGGCAAAGGCUGACGUGUCUACAGGAUGGAAGGAGCUUGCUAACUGCUGAUUUGGAAAAUAAUUUUCACCGAGCUGCUUGGACACCAAAUAGUGAUAAAUAUCAAAAUGACUCAAUAAAUAAACAAUUUCUGUAGUGCAAUUUAGAGUUAAUAUACUGUAUGUUAACAACACAUAACAAUGUCUGUUUUUGUCAUUGCUUUACAAGGAGUGUACCAAUAAUAUCAUUUAAAAAGAAUGUUUAAGUUACGAUUUCUUUUACAAAAUUAAAGUUUCAGCAUACGUAUUCAUGUAACUUAGCAACUUUUACUCUCCACUAAUCAGUCUAUAAUCAAUCUUGGGUUAAAUUGUUCUGUUUUAAAAAUGAUCUACUCUUUUAUGCUUUAAAAUUAAAUUCUUGCAACAUCUCAAAUCAGCUGUCAUUUCCUGUUUGAGUGGCUGUUAUUAAAUGGCAAAAAUGAUCAUUUACAAAAAUAUGGAAAGCAACAGUUAAGAUUUGUUUGAAUAAAGCACCUUUGUAUACAUAUGCCAGCCAUAUGACAGCUUCUAAUACUGAUGUGUCAAUAAUUAGGUAGUAUUUUCCUAUAAUUUAAACAUACAAUAGAUUAUUUAAAUACCAAGUGUUUCACCAUGGAACAUUUCAUGUUUGUGUAUGCAAGCUUAAAGUGAUAGUUCAUCCAAAAAUGUAUUCUGUAUUAACUUACCCUUUUGCUGUACCAAAUCCCUUUGACAUUCUUUCUUCUGUGAAACACGAAGUACAUAAUAAUAUAAUAUUUAUUACUCUGUAAUAUACAUAAAUACUGUAUAUAUACACACACACACACACACACACACUGGCGGCCAAAAGUUUGGAAUAAUGUACAGAUUUUGCUGUUUCGUAAGGAAAUUGGUACUUUAAUUCACCAAAGUGGCAUUCAACUGAUCACAAAGUAUAGUCAGGACAUUACUGAUGUAAAAAACAGCACCAUCACUAUUUGAAAAAAAGUCAUUUUUGAUCAAAUCUAGACAGGCCCCAUUUCCAGCAGCCAUCACUCCAACACCUUAUCCUUGAGUAAUCAUGCUAAAUUGCUAAUUUGGUACUAGAAAAUCACUUGCCAUUAUAUCAAACACAGUUGAAAGCUAUUUGGUUCGUUAAAUGAAGCUUAACAUUGUGUUUGUUUUUGAGUUGUUUGUUUUUGAUAUAUAUUCCAGUAUGUAAAUAUAUAUAUAUAUAUAUAUAUAUAUAUAUAUAUAUAUAUAUUUGCAGCUCCGGAAAA
Molecule: messenger RNA, 12400 nt
Organism: Myxocyprinus asiaticus (Chinese sucker)
Lineage: Eukaryota; Metazoa; Chordata; Actinopteri; Cypriniformes; Catostomidae
Product: IgGFc-binding protein
Exons: 25
Coding region: 139-11196 (3685 amino acids)
Molecular function (GO): protein binding
Source: RefSeq, a predicted model, not a curated record